Sycon ciliatum is the source of this 2672-nucleotide messenger RNA. RefSeq lists its product as uncharacterized. Lineage: Eukaryota; Metazoa; Porifera; Calcarea; Leucosolenida; Sycettidae. Gene Ontology annotation, molecular function: bis(5'-nucleosyl)-tetraphosphatase (asymmetrical) activity. The coding region runs from base 248 to 784 and encodes 178 amino acids. The record is from RefSeq and is a predicted model, not a curated record. Gene Ontology annotation, biological process: AMP biosynthetic process; ATP biosynthetic process. The transcript is spliced from 4 exons.
UCAAAAACAAACAACAAAGUGGUCAUGGAAGUGUCGAUGUAGAGGCGCAGGGAGUUGUAAUGGUAUUUUGACGACUCCCUGGUAGAUCUACGUGGUGUCGACAUGGAUAUCUGGUUUGAUCAAUUUGAUCAUCGCACUCUAUUUAUUUUUCCGAAUAUUGUCUAAGAGUUGGAAGGCCGCGUAGUCAUUGCUACCAAUUUGUUUUGAGAGCAGAAGAAAAUUGAAUUUCGUGUUUGAGCAAUCAACCAUGGCAGAAACAGGCGACCAGCAACAAUGCUCUUCCCUGGUCGGCGUCGUGCCAACGUGCAAGGACUUUCUAGUUGGUGUGUCGGUGUUGGUGAGGCGCGAGUGCGAUGGCAAAUACCUGGUUGUUCAAGAGUUCUGCAACCAAGGGUUUUACAUGCCGGCCGGCCUGGCCUCUCCUGGCGAAACGCCACAGGAAGCCACGGUACGAGAAGCGAUGGAGGAAGCUGGUGUUGAGGUGGAGCUGACUGGGAUUCUUCAAGUGAGAUAUGGGCUGCACCCAGGCAGAGAGGGUGCCAUGCGCAUUAUUGUUCACUACACCGGGAAGCCGAAGUGCGAGACGGCCGAGACGAAGAGUGUGCCAGACUUUGAGAGUAUUGGUGCUGUCUGGGCUUCAGAGGAGGAGCUGUCCACCGUACGUCUGCGCAAUGGCAAGCAAGUGCUGAACAUGAUUGCCAUGUCGAAAAACCCGGCGCACAUCUGGCCGCUGUCCGCUCUCUCCGAACUCACCGCUGUGCAGUCGGAUGCCCUGGAGGAGUGAAGGAGACAUGCAUUCACCGUGCAGGCAGUACAGAGUCCCAUAGUCUACUCUACUGUGCAGUCGAAUGCUCUGGAGCCAGUGAAGCAGAGAGGCAGUCACUGUGCAGGCAGUACAACAGCCCCGUAGUCUACUCUAACCAACCAACCACUCCGAAGUACACCUAACUGCUCACAUCAGGUUCUCGCGUACAAUCUACCGGUACUCUAGUGGCAGUUCCUACAGUUCUGCACUGCAACGUAGGUUGUAUGUGGCUGCCGGCAGAAUCAACGCCACUGACUAGUGCCAUCUAAGAACGGAAUUUCCACCACUGACUGAUUCGUCUAGAUCUGUAAUCGUGGCAGCAUCACCAUCACUUUUGGUGAUGUGUCGAAAAGAGUACCAUCGCUAUCCUGGAUAUGAUAGUGUCGCUAUCACUACUGCUAGUAUCAUGUGAUUAUCAGAUGAGUACUGUCGCGCGUUUGGUCGUGUAACUGCGUCAUCGUAGCCACCUUCACUGUUCAUGUACUUCAGGGUUAAUACGCCUGCACGAUCGAUGUCUCAUCAUUGCCACUGGGUCAUGGCCCUCGACUAUUGCUGGGUGGUCCUGCACUCGGCUUUACCUGAGCUGCGUGAGUCUCACACUGAUCACAUCAGCCAGCCACCAUUAGCAGCACACUGGACAAUACAGCCUAUGCGGCCUUCGUCAGCAGAAAUGCUCAAAUCAUGCGGGUGACUGCUGGUCCUGCUGUCUGCACGCACAUCACAAUGCCAGCAGCAUCACACAAGCCACCCUGGCCCGUGCGUGCUGGAUCUGUGCAAGCACUUGAAUCCCGUGGCCCUGAGUACUGCCGUGCCUCUUUCUGUUCAUCGCAACGCCAAGUUACGGUAAGAAAGUGUCCACUGACUGUGCUAACUAGCAAGUAGUUGCUCGCGUUACUAUACCACCAGAAGAUCCACUUCUUACAGGUGUCUUGCUACACUGAGCAAGCUUCCAGCUGAGCUGAGCUGGCAUCCAGCUGAAGCGGUGCUGGAUGCUGUACAUAUUGAAAUCCUAGUACAUGUACUUGCUUUGUUGCUUGUAGUCGAAUUUCACAAGACACUGGCUAGCAGCGUACCCGGUGUGAACUGUUUCUUAUUGUCCUAUGUCAAGCUCGCCUGUAGCUUCCUGACCCUGUCUACCUGAUACUUGUACUUGAAAGUAGACUUGCAUCAGUCCGUGUAGCAGCUGUAUCUGGUGCCUGUGACCUGCACACAUGGGACGUAGUGUCCUUCAGUGCUAGCCUUUGAGUUUCGUAGUCUUUAGGCUCGUUUCAUCUACAUUGGCGUAGUAAGUUAUUGCCAGCUCUUGAGCUCAACAGCCGCCAUCGCCACACGCUGAACGGUGCGUGUAUUAACAGCAGGCGUUACUGCUGAUGCUGUUAGUCCUGUCAUUGACAUGUUUAUCUCACCAGUUCAUCCCAUUACUUGCAGCAAGAUUUGCGGCGACGCGUCCUAUAAGGUUUUGCCUGGUUUUUCAAGAAACUUAUUUAUUUUAUUAGAACUGAUUUUAUCAGUUUGCAGUGGCCGAUGCUACUUUUUUUAUUUUUUUUUAUUUUUUUCUUUCUUUGUGAAAUGUCGGUUCAGCUCGUUCUGUUGAUCGCAAUUCUAAAACUAUUGUCGCCUCGACGCCUAUUUACAAAAAUGUUUAUAGUAGGUUUAUUUGUCACCUGGGCCUUGGCGGUGCUAACUCGCUUGGUCUGCUUCCACUCUGCAUUUGGACGUGUGCGUUAACGGGUACGGUAGUCAUGGUAGUAAGUUGCAUAGCGUAAUGAAUAUGUUGCUCCCCACACCGGAGAUUAGUUGCAUAGCGUGUCGUGGCUAUCACACUGAUUGGUAACAACAACGCAGGGCUCACCACCUGGAUACGCUA